This is a messenger RNA of Pseudozyma hubeiensis SY62, 615 nucleotides long. Its product is annotated as general RNA polymerase II transcription factor, putative. Bases 1 to 615 code for a protein of 204 amino acids. The transcript has a single exon. NCBI's taxonomy places the organism in Eukaryota, Fungi, Basidiomycota, Ustilaginomycetes, Ustilaginales, Ustilaginaceae. The record is from RefSeq and is a predicted model, not a curated record.
AUGGGCUUGGGUAUCGAGGCGGAAGCACUUGGAGUUACGAGGAACCUCGUCAGUACAGAAGAGGCGGACGCAGCUUCCGGCAUCGCCACCGACAGCGGCAUACGACUCAAAGAGUUCAACGACGAAGUGCUCAUUAUGUCCUGGCUAGUGCUCAACGACACGUACAAGACCGACAUCCCGCUCAUGCAUCCACCGUACAUGGUCGCGCUCGCCUCGCUCUACCUCGGCCUCAGCCUACACCUCCCCUCGUGCGAAAAGAUCAACGCCUCCCUCCGUACCACCCUCGACCAACGUUCCUCCCACCAACACUCACUCUCCUCUAUGCUGGACAACCCUACCUCCCACCCGUCGGAUCUGUUCUCAGCAACCCCGGAACCUCUUCCACCGACCAACGACGCGCUCACGUUCUUCGCUAGCCUCAACGUCUCGCUGCCGAUACUGGCAGAGGUGGUGCAGGAGAUGUUGAGCGGCUACAGCGUUCAGAACCAGACGGCGAGGUUGGUGCAGGACGCGCCGGGGAUGGUCAAGCUGUGCGAGAGGAUGAGGGAGAGUAGGAGACUCGACUUGAUGGCCAGAGCGAGGGAGAGGAGACGUGGUGGUGCUGCACAUGGAUAG